AUGGAUUGUUUAUUAGCAUACAGAUUAGUAGAACUCGCCACCUCAAAGGCACCAACGUCUUCGGAAAUUGAAAAGAUCAUCGAAAUCGCCGGAGGAAAGGCCGACGCAGCAAAGGUGCAGGCUCUUCUUAAGUGCUUAGACGGAAAGAACUCCGACGAAUUGAUUGCAAAGGGCGCGUCUAUGCUCCAGUCAGCAGCCCCCGCAGCUGCAUCCGGCAGCGCAGCCCCCGCAGCUGAGGCCAAGGCCGCAGAGGUAGAGGAGAGCGAGGAAGAAAGCUCUGGAGACAUGGACCUCUUUGGUUAA
Messenger RNA from Nematocida major, 303 nucleotides. Its product is annotated as large subunit ribosomal protein LP2. The transcript has a single exon. NCBI's taxonomy places the organism in Eukaryota, Fungi, Microsporidia. Gene Ontology annotation, cellular component: cytosolic large ribosomal subunit. Gene Ontology annotation, biological process: cytoplasmic translational elongation. Bases 1 to 303 code for a protein of 100 amino acids. The record is from RefSeq and is a predicted model, not a curated record. Gene Ontology annotation, molecular function: structural constituent of ribosome.